AUGGAGCUUCUUCCGAUGACCCAGGAUGCUAUCUCUUCAUCCAGCUGGAGUCUCGAAUCCUUCACUAUUGUCCCCUUGCCUCAUUUUAAUACCACAAACAACUACACUGGGGCAGAAGAUGAGGAGGCAUCAUUUGGGUCAGGGGGACACCUCCCGGGGCUAACUGGGAUCUUCAUCCCACUCAUCUAUGGCGUAGUCUGUGCCGUGGGCCUGGCGGGCAACACUCUGGUGAUCCACGUGGUGAUCAACCACAGCCGGGGGGCGUCGGCCACCAACAUCUACAUUCUCAACCUGGCUGUGGCUGACGAACUCUUCAUGCUGGGUCUCCCCUUCCUGGCGGCCCAGAACGCUCUCCUGUCCUGGCCUUUUGGCUCACUUCUCUGCCGGGUGGUGAUGACGGUGGACGCUAUCAACCAGUUCACCAGCAUCUUUUGCCUAGCUGUCAUGUCUGUGGACCGCUACCUGGCUGUGGCACAGCCAGUGCGAGCGGAACGGUGGCGGCGCCCGUCAGUGGCUAAGGCGGUGAGCACUGCUGUGUGGGCCGGGUCCUUCGUAGUCGUGCUCCCAGUGGUAGCAUUUGCAGAUGUGAGGCAAGGGGAAGGAGAUUGCGGGAUCAUGUGGCCAGAGCCGUCUGAGAUGUGGAAGACAGUGUUCAUAGUGUACACCUUCGCAGUGGGAUUCUGCUGUCCCCUGAUGGUCAUCUGCAUGUGCUACCUGCUCAUUGUCAUCAAGGUCCGCAGCGUCGGGAAACGUGCUCAGACAACAUCCUCACGUCGCCGUCGUUCCGAGCGCAAGGUUACCCGCAUGGUGGUGGUUGUGGUUGCUGUUUUCGUACUGUGCUGGCUACCCUUUUACGCCCUCAACAUCGUCAACCUUCUAGUGGUUUUGCCAGGAGACCUGCAGGGCCUCUACUUCUUUGUGGUGGCGCUGUCCUAUGCCAACAGCUGUGCCAACCCCAUUCUCUAUGCCUUCCUGUCCGAUAACUUCAAGAGAGGGUUUCGUAAGGCCCUGUGCCGGGUAUCGCGUCGGGUACGCAGCCACGAGAGGGCUGACAUCAAUGCACGUUGCCCCACCGAGCAGUGGGGAGGCAUGGUCAUACUCAGGGCGAAGAGCCGGGAGGAGGGGGCUUUAAGCAAUGCAAUAGAAUGUCCAGAAGGUUCUGAGAGGGAGAGGACUCCGGAAGUGGAAGAAGAGGAGAACGUUGGCGGGUGGGAGGAGGGAGCGGACAAGUCACAAGAUGUGAAGGCGGCGCUGGAAAUCAGCUGUUUGUGA
Nerophis lumbriciformis (worm pipefish) is the source of this 1272-nucleotide messenger RNA. The record is from RefSeq and is a predicted model, not a curated record. Lineage: Eukaryota; Metazoa; Chordata; Actinopteri; Syngnathiformes; Syngnathidae.